Messenger RNA from Cyprinus carpio (common carp), 679 nucleotides. RefSeq lists its product as uncharacterized. The record is from RefSeq and is a predicted model, not a curated record. NCBI's taxonomy places the organism in Eukaryota, Metazoa, Chordata, Actinopteri, Cypriniformes, Cyprinidae.
GGGAGGAUCAUAGGAUCAUAAAAAGUAUAAAAAUCGUUCUGGUAACAAACCCUCAGACACGCAGAAGCUUUGCUGAGAACCAUGAUGUCCUUCAAGACUGCACUGGGUCUGCUUCUCCUGGCCAUGGUGGUCAUGGUGGCUGAAUCCGAAUGGGGCAGUGAUAAAGGGAACUCUUACAGUUAUGACCUUUCCAAGAUGUCUGAUCUGAGGAAGCUAUACAACUCCAAAGUUUUCAAGGCAGAGAGGAUGACCAGGCCUCUAAAGGGGGUGACAUUCCAAGUAGGCAAACUUAGCCACUCUGGAGUCAGAGUCACUCUAGAAGACGGCACUAAAUGGCUGGUCCAUAAAGGAGACGGCUUUGGCAUCUCAUCCCAGACUGUUGUUGUGGCUGCCCGUCAUAUGAGCAAUACAUGGACGAUUGUUGAGACAAAAGAUUUUCGUGGGAGCAAGACAGUGUCUGACUUUGUGAAAGCUGGAGGAACAGACUACAGACUUUUGUUUGAUAACUGCCAUGAUGCAGCUGACAGGAUGAUGGAAGGUUAAAUUGACAACAAUUAUGUUAAUAUGAUAUGUAUGUGAAGAAAGCAUCACUAAUUAUUUUUUUGUUAAAUCAAUUUGAUAAUGCAUUCUUAACUGUUACACUGCUGUGUUUAUUAAAUAUUUGCACAUUUUUUAUCAA